AUGGAGCCAGAAAUGGAGCCCAUGUUUUCUCAUCUCCAGGAGCCUGGGCAAAGUGACAUUGCAGGUUGUGCAGGGGACUUCAUUUUUAGUGACAACAAGGAAGAGAGAGGUAUUCCUGAAGAUCUUAAGCCAGAUGUACUGCUUGAAGCCCCCAGCCCAGGCCCAGACAGGGAGGCAGCCAGCCCUAAAACCCCGCACCGAAAAGUGAGCUCCAGCAAACUUGCCGUCGUUGCCAAAGACCAGAAACCACAUGCAGAAAAGAAGCCCUACAAGUGUACGGAAUGUGGGAAGGGUUUUAAGGGACACGCCAGGCUCCUGAAGCACCUGCAAACCCACACAAGUGAAAAAUUGUUUGAGUGUGUAGAAUGUAAGAAGAGUUUUGGGAGGAAGGCCAACCUAGUGCUGCACCAGAGAGUCCAUGUGGGAGAGAAGCUCUACAAAUGCAAAGAAUGUGAUAAAACCUUUAGCCAUCCCUCAGACCUUGUUGCUCACCGCAAAACCCAUGCAAAAAAGAAAGCCUUUGCCUGCACCAUCUGCAAGAAAAGCUUCAGAGGAAACGCAGCUCUCUUCCGGCAUCAGAGAGUUCAUGUGAAUGAGAAGCCCUAUAAGUGUACAGAGUGUGGAAGCAGCUUCUCUCUGCACUCAGACUUCAUCAAACAUCAGCAGAUUCACUUGAGAGAGAUACCCAGUGAAGACACAGCAGCUGCAAACCUUUCUAAAUUUACAUCUUUGCAUCAUAAAGAAGAGCAAAGUUGUGGUGCAGGGAAAAAUGAGAUGGAUCACUUGAAUCUUCUUCUUGAAGAAU
This is a messenger RNA of Apaloderma vittatum (bar-tailed trogon), 805 nucleotides long. Its product is annotated as gastrula zinc finger protein XlCGF8.2DB-like. Lineage: Eukaryota; Metazoa; Chordata; Aves; Trogoniformes; Trogonidae. The transcript is spliced from 3 exons. Gene Ontology annotation, cellular component: nucleus. The annotation marks the transcript as partial. The record is from RefSeq and is a predicted model, not a curated record.